ACGAUAUUUCAAUCCAAAUCAUUUUAUUAUUUCUACGCUAUCUAAUAUAUAUCCCGUAACAAAGCGCGGGGCGUUAAAUUUACCAGCACAAAAUUAAAAUUGGCAUUUGGAUAAUUGAUAAAUAGAAUAGUAGCAAAUACUUAAAUUUCCAUGAACCAUCGCCUUCCUCCCUCUUCAUUUUCUUUCUUGCUAUUUCUCCCAUCCCCAUGGCUGAUGGGCAGUAUGGCCGUUGGCCGCCCAUCCUCGUCUCCCAUUUGCUGAUCAACUCUUCCUCUCCCGCCUCCAUCGGCUUCCUGACCUUGCCGCCAGCCCGCCACAGUUGCCAUCCAGUUGCUGAUGGCCCCAAGUAGCAGCCAUUCGCAUGCGCUUGACACCAAACUAGAUCUGGGCGAUGAUGCUUAGGAUGGGGAGGCGGCGCCAGCCAUGGACGAGGUGGGGGACGGUGGCUGCGGCAACAAGUCUCCACAUCACCAGCCUCGCCUACAUCGGCAUACCUAGUUUGGUGACAGCUCAAAGUAAUUACCGCAGAGAAUGUUGCUGAGGCUGUUGAUAGUAUAAUUGACAAACUAAAGAAAUCAGAUGUAUCAAAUGUGGUCUAUUUUGAUGGUUGGGAAGGAUUGGGUGUAUCUGCUGUCCUCAGAGCUGUUGCCGAACGGCUUACACUGGGCCAGAUCACGGACCCAGAAUUGAGGUUUGAAAAGAUAAUCCACAUUGAUUGCUCGAGGUGGAAAAGCAUAAGGGAAAUGCAGAGGAAAAUUGCAGAGAAACUAGAGAUGACCCAAGCAAAAGAUCUUAUUGAUGAGCAGGAUGAGGCUGAUGAUAUCAAUGGAAAAGAUGAAAGCUCCAGAGACGUGAUCAAUGAUGUUGGAAUAGCUGUUAAUGAUGUCCUAAUGAGUGGAAGAUUUCUUGUGGUUUUUCAUAAUGGGAGUGAUAAUGAAAUAAAAGAUGUAACUAAUUUUGGUCUGCCUCUAUAUCAGCUGUAUAAGGGAAACAAAAUAUUGUGGACCUUCAGGGGCAGGUUUCGGCUGAGUACCAAAAUUCAGGACAAGGUGCAAAAGGCAGAUGUUUUUCUUGCUGCCGAAUUCCAUAACAAAAUAUAUGGGAUGGAGUUCCAGGAUCAAAGCCAUUGGUGGGAUAUAUUGUGUGAGGAGGCGGCAGAAAUUGCUUCCAACACAUGUUCCGGAGUAGCCAAGCUGCACCCUACAACAAUUGCCAAAUGUUGGUUGUAUAUAUCGAAACUUAAUUUUGUUGGCAGAGACAUCAUUGACUAUGACUGGGCAGUUCAUGCUUCAAACUAUUGGGUGUGUGAUGGGAUCAUUCAGGAAUGGGAGAUUGCUGAUGCUCUACAACAAGAGAUGUGGCAAGAAUGGGACGACCCUGGACUUUACCACAUGAUGCGGAACACUGACAACUGGAUUUCAACAAGUCACCUGAUUUCAAGUAAUUAUGGGUUCCUGGCUGCCUCAGCAGUGGCUCAAACAGUGUCAUCAUUUUUCUUGGCAGAACACCAAAUUGACACAGAAUCAAAAGACACGGUGGAACUAGUAGAAUAUUUUUUUAAGUCAAAGCUCAACCCUGCACAUCUUUUACAAAAUUAUAAUGACAUGUUUCAACAUGCAGAGAACCUUAGAGUGCUAAAACUUAGCCUCUGUACCUUUAGAUUUGCUUCACCUCCUUUCCUCUGUUGCCGCGGAUUGAGAUUCCUUGGGCUUGAUAACUGCCUUGAUCUGAACAUUGAUGCUGGAGAGGAGGUUCAGUCUUGGAACUGUUUUCAUGGUUUGUGGGUGCUAGACCUACAGUACACACAGUGGGUUUUCUCCCCACAGAUGAUUGAGGAAAUGAACAAUGUCAGGGAGCUCAAUGUUAAGGGAGUGAAACUGCACAACUUGAGACAUAUUUGGAAACGGCAGCAUAACAAGAUACAGAAGCUUCGUGUAAUCAAGACGAUUGAUCAAGACUAUACGGCAACCAAAGAUGAAAAGGAUCCAUUCACAUUCACAUUCUCAGGUAUGGAAAAGAUGGAGAUUCUAGACUUGUCAGGUAACUCUACCAUGCAAGCUUUUCCUGACCUGUCCAAGGCAACAUGUCUGAAGACUGUCACUCUUGAUGGUUGUGUUGGGUUGGAUUCUGUCAGUGAUAGCAACCUUCCGGUAUCACUUGAGGAAUUCAGCUUAGUUGCAGCAUCAGAACAGUAUCCAAAGGCAGCAAAUAUUACAAAAAUCUCAUUAUCUGGAUGUUGCCGGUUAAAAAAGCUAAUCUUGAGUGGACUGCCAAAACUUGAGGAAUUGGAUCUUUCCGGCACAAUAUUGGAAAAACUUGACCUGGAUGCCAUGCAGGCAGAAAAACUUAAUCGUCUUCUUCUGUUUGGUUGUCUGCAUCUUUGUGCAAUAAAGUGGUCAGAUGUUACAAAACCACAAUUGGAUGAGUUACAUGUAGAUACAGUUGGAGUACAUCUGGAAGGCAAACGACAAAAUAGCUUGUCACCUGUCCAGGAUGAUGAUAAAUUAUUCCAAUCACAUGUUGUUAUCAUGGAUCCUAGGCUUCUUCGGUUUCUACAGUUGUUUGCAAUGCAAAGUCACCAUGUGCAUUUCUGCAUGUCACCUGUUUUUGUUAAUUAUUGCAAAGAUGAAGGACAAAGUAAGCAGUGCAGUAGUGAACAAAUAAGGAAUGCCCAUGUUGAUCGAACAGUUGCAGGGAAUAUGUGCAGUGAUAUAUUUGACAGAGUUGUUGCACUUAGUGUUGCCCCUGUGAUUUGUCCUUGCCCGCCUCUGCCUUUAGAGUCAAAGUGCAACAGAAGCUGCAAGGUAGAGAUCAGAAACAGAAAACAAUUGCAGGGGAAUGACAAUAUCUUGGGAAAUUUCAUAGACAUUGUACACUCUCUAAACGUGCAUGAUGACUCUUGGAUGACUAGUAUUCCUGGAUCAAAUUGGGGUCGGAUUAAGUGGUGCUGUAUUGAGAGAUGCCCCAAGUUACAUUCUGUAUUCAAACUCAGAGACCAUGACCAAAUCGUAGCUUUCUCUUGGCUAGAGACCUUCUGGGCAUCACAUCUCCAAACAGCCCACUGCAUUUGGAGCAUGGAAGUCAAGCAUGUAAAUGUUGAUUCCUUCAAGAAACUGCAGUAUAUACAUCUGGAUUCCUGUCCUAGGCUCAUCCAUGUACUUCCCUUGUCCAACAACUUACCAAGCUUGGAGACCAUUCAGAUCCUGUACUGCACCAGCCUCAUAUAUGUUUUCCCUUUGAACACAGCAAACUCCAAGGGGACAGUAAGCAAUGAUGCUAUUGAUUUCCCAAAGCUGAAGCACGUCCACCUGCAUGAGCUUCCCAGCUUGAAAGGGAUAUGUGAGGCAAAAAUAAUGUCAGCUCCCAUGCUGGAGGCCAUCAUGAUCAGGGGCUGCUGUAGUCUUAGACACCUGCCUGACGUCCAAGGAUUGCAUGAACCAAGACCCAUAGUAUACUGUGAGAAGGAUUGGUGGGAUAACCUAGUGUGGCCUCAGAAAGAAGGUGGCUAUGAUCAGUCAUUGCUCUACAAGCGGCAGUCAGCGCAAUACUAUAAGAAGGCCUUGCCCAAAGGCUCUAUUCUCAGGUAGAUUCAAUUGACUACAACGGUCACCGACAUCGAUGAUCGAUCCAUACAAGAUUCAUAUACUUGGAAGAACAACACUAAAGUCCCUACAGUGAUUGGUCAUUGGUGGAUAUAUCAAGUUUAUCUCUUAUCUGGGUUCAGCAUAUGACUGAUCUAGAUUGUUUGUAAUGAACUAAUGGUUUUGAAGUCUAUUUCUGAUGGAACAUUUCUUGUUGGUUCUUUUUUUUUUUCUGUUUUUUUUCCUUGUCUUGUUGCGUCUGUAUUUGCUUGUGGCUUGCUGGCUCAAGCCGGAGUGCGUCUAGUUGCGUGGCAUGCUUGGCGUGUGGGAUGGCACAUGACGUGGACGGGGGUGGCGCACAUGGUGGCAUUGCCCUCCCAUGAUAUGUAUGUUGAUUUGCUAUUUUAAAUUGAGUAUAAACCAGAAAAUGCUGCUGCUUGACAGCACCAAAACCCUGUCUUUGUCGAGUUUGUUUA
Messenger RNA from Oryza sativa Japonica Group (Japanese rice), 4057 nucleotides. Lineage: Eukaryota; Viridiplantae; Streptophyta; Magnoliopsida; Poales; Poaceae. The record is from RefSeq and is a predicted model, not a curated record.